Grammomys surdaster is the source of this 1427-nucleotide messenger RNA. RefSeq names its product ret finger protein-like 4A. The coding region runs from base 274 to 1134 and encodes 286 amino acids. NCBI's taxonomy places the organism in Eukaryota, Metazoa, Chordata, Mammalia, Rodentia, Muridae. Gene Ontology annotation, molecular function: protein binding. The transcript is spliced from 3 exons. The record is from RefSeq and is a predicted model, not a curated record.
UGGGGGCCGGAAGAGAGACCACCAGAGGAGAGGUGAGCACAAUUAGGCAAUAUCUUCUUCACUUCUCAGCCCUCUGCUAGGGACAGAGGCAAGACUUAUUACUCUGCAAGUACUGUCUGAAUUUAGCCCAUGCCAGCCAGUGUAGGGACACAGGGUUCCUCACUUAAGCAGUACAAGGUGGGACACAGACUUUCAACACCCAGCCUGGAGAAGUAAUGGUCUUCAUUCUCUUGAGUCCAACCAAAGCUUGACUGACUAAACAAGGCACUGACCAUGGCUCAUCACUUUAAAGAGAAUAGUAGCUGUUAUUUCUGCUCUCGUUAUCUGGAGAAACCUGUGUACUUGACCUGCGGAUACAUCUGCUGCUUCCAGUGCCUUGACUCACUAGAGAAAAGUCCUGAAGGGGAUGGUAUACUGUGCCCCAUUUGCUCUGAUGUCACUUUGAAAGAAGACAUCAUACAUGCUAAACAGUUAGGGAGCCUGAUUACCAAGAUCAAAAACGCAGAGUCGUCGCUGAAUUUUGUUCUGACAAUGAACCCAGCUAUGAAGGUAUUUCAAGUGAACAUGACCUUGGAUGUGGACACAGCCCAAAACUACCUCAUCAUCUCUGAUGACCUGAUGAGUGUCUACCAUACGUCUCAGGAGCAAGACCGAAAGAAAUGUGCAGAAAGAUUCCAAAUUUCUCCUUGCGUCCUGGGCUCUUCCCGGUUCACUUCCGGCCGCCAUUACUGGGAGGUAGUGGUGGGAAACAGCAAAGAAUGGGAUAUAGGUAUUUGCAAAGAGACCAUUAAUCGAGAAGAGGCUAUUUAUUUGUCAGAAAAAAAUGGCUACUGGACCGUGGGUGUGAGAGAUAGUGAGGUCUAUGCUGCCAGCACUGAUCCGUUAACUCCACUACUUGUGAACCCUCGGCUGCAUAGAGUGGGUAUUUUCCUGGACCUGGUGAAGAAGAGUGUUUCUUUCUGGGACCUUGGUGAUGGCUCCCAUAUCUAUACAUUCCUUGAAAUUCCAGACACGGAUCCAUUUCGCCCAUUCUUUUCGCCAGCAAAUACUCAUCCAGAGGACGGAGAACAAGUCCUCAGUAUCUGUCCUGUGACAAAUCCAGCCAUUUGGGGACUUCCAGUUAACCCCACAUAAGGGAAAUAACCUUUGAAUAUGAAAGCUGCUAUGGAAGUCAUAACCAUGGCUAAGAAUUUUUGAGUUUGGUAUACAUAGAGUACAAAAGCAUUACAGAAAUAUAUGGAGGGCCUCAUGAAUUCUAACUAGUUACAGGAAAUGGUAUUUUUAAUAUAAAGUAUUAUCAUGGUUGUUUCCUUUGGAAUUUGUUUAAAUUUCUGUUCCCAUUCAUAUAUUGUGAACUUUUACUUUGGUUUCCUUUUUAGUUGCUACAAUAUUAGUGUAUGGUGUCGUGGAAUAAAUUAAAUUAACAU